GGUCCAGCAGCGAGGACGGCUUCCUGCAGCAUCGCACCACCUAUAGCGGAACACUAAGAUCAUGAUGGCCUCCACGCUCUCCAUGCGCAGCUACUCUGUUCGCCAGCCGUCCUUCUCCAGCGUGUCAGUGAGGGACAGCGGGCGCAGCGUCCGCUCCAAACCGCCCAUCCCCUCCCUGUCCACCGCUGGCGCCUUGUCGCUGUCCCGUUCCGUCUCGGUGGGCAACGGACUCAACCUGCUGGGAACGGGCCUUUCGAUUAACGGGCUGGCGGUGGCCGCCAGCGAGAAGGAGACCAUGCAGGGUCUGAACGACCGGCUGGCCAACUACCUGGACAAGGUGCGCUCGCUGGAGAGGUCCAACGCCGAGCUGGAGGUGAAGAUCAAGCAGCUGAUGAUGGAGAAGGCGCCCAAAGGCCACGAUAUCGAGGGGAUGAUGGCGCAGGCCCACGCCAUCGGGCAGGAGGUGAGGAAGCGGACGCUGGAGAACGCACGCAUCAUGCUGGAGAUCGACAACGCCAAGCUGGCAGCUGACGACUUCAGGGUCAAGUGGGAGGCGGAGGCCACCCUGUGCCAAUCUGUGGAAAGAGACUGCCAGGCUCUGAGGCGAGCCAAGUCCGACCACGACCAGAUUAUCUCCACGCUGCGAGGAGACCUGGACAGCCUGAAGGAGGAGCUCUAUUUCCUCAAGAAGAAUCAUGAGGAGGAGAAGAGCUCUUUGAAGGCCCGUCUGGCCAACGAGCAGGUGAACGUGGAGGUGGACGCGGCACAGGGUCCGGAUCUUGGUGCCAUCAUGGCUGAACUGAGGGUCCAGUAUGAGGGCAUCGCACGUAAAAACAAGGAGGAGGCCGAGGCUUGGUACCUGAAGAAGCUGGAGGCGGUGCAGUCGGAGGUGAAGGAAAGCAACGAGGCCCUGCGCUGUGCCCAGAGCGAGCUGAGCGAGAGGCGACGUUUCCUGCAGGCGUUGGAGGUGGAGCUCGACAGCCUUCGCAAGCAGGUAGGCGUGCUAGAGGGGAACCUGGCGGAGACGGGACACAAGUACUCGCUGGAGAUGGAGCGUCUCCAGGCCACGCUGACCCAGCUGGAGGACGAGCUGUCCCAGCUGCGUCUGGACAUGCAACGCAACAAGACCGACUACGAGCAGCUGCUGCGCAUCAAGCAGAACCUGGAAAUGGAGAUCGCCACCUACAGGAGGCUGCUGGAAGGAGAGGAACUGGUGAAAGAAACACCUCCACCUCCUAAAAAAGACCCUGACGUGCGUACCAGGAAGAUAGUCAAGGUGGUCACGCAGACCAUGAUCAACGGCAAAGUGGUGAACGAGUCCAGCGAAGUGGAGCAGAUUGAGGAGCGCAAAAAAUGAGUCGAGCUGUCCCGUCACCAAACUUAAAGCCUCCAACCCCACCCCAUGAAAAAGUACCUUGCGGCCUAGGAAGACCUUCUCGUGUGAUGUUUUCAUGUGUGCUUCCAUGCCAAAAAGCUCCUGACAUGCAUACACUGCAAUUUAAAAAAAUGUAAUCGUACGGUGAGGUUCAUGGCUGGUGAGGCGCCGACUUUUUUUUCACGUUUACACAGGUUGCUCAUUAAGAGGAAAACUAGAAAAAGCUGAGAAUAAGUCACUUAAAGACAAAAAAAAUUCUUCAAAUGUGCCAUUUAUUUACAUUUUUAUGAACUGGAAAAUGUUUGUGUUCUGCAAAAAAGUAUGUAGGGGGGGCACAUUGGAGAAAAAGAAAUGUUGGAAAAUUACAAGAAAAAAAGUCGGACUAUUACCUUUGCCCAAGGCUAAAGGUCUCAGGCUAUGUCUGUUACGACCAAAUAUUAGCAUAAUUUGAGCCAGUGGCUUCAGCCCCCCUAAAUAAAAAAAAAUAUUUUUUUUCUUGAUUUUUUUUUAAUACAAAUUUCUUUUUUGUAAAAGUCGUAAUAUUACAUAAUCUGAGGAUUCGAGAAUGAAGUCAGAAAUUUAGAAAAGAAAAAUAUUUAGAACAAUAGUUAUAAAUUUAUAUAAGUAUAUAAUAGUUAUAAAUAAAAAGUUGUAAAUUGACUGAAUAAAAUUGUACAUUUUACGAGAAAAAAAGUUGUAACUUUACCAGAAUAAAGUUGUAAAUAUACGAGAAAAAAAGUCAUCUUUUCCUCAAAAGACGCUAAUGUAUGAAAAGGGGGGACUUUUGUGACCUUUGGCAUGUGGAGGGGGCGGGAUAAUGAGUUUAAUCUGUUGUGCUCAACUGCUUUAUUUUGCUGCCACGUUACAAAUAAAAGCUUGCCUGAUGCGAGAGGAAAGUCUCCUUCCUUCCUUCCUGAAGAGCGAUGCUCUAUUUCCCUCCGACACUUAAUAUUAAAACUUUAUUUUUAUACAUUUACGACUUUAUUCUCCAAAUCUCUAAUUAUUAUUUCCCCCCGCCCAAUGUGGCCCUAAUACGGGGUAGUGUUACCUUACCUUUUAUCUGUACAUGAAGUACAUGCAGUCUUUCCUUCUCCAGGAAGUCCCAAUACUUUGUGUAGGUCUUCCAUCUUGACAGUCAA
Messenger RNA from Doryrhamphus excisus (bluestripe pipefish), 2514 nucleotides. RefSeq names its product keratin, type 1, gene c5 (gene krt1-c5). Gene Ontology annotation, molecular function: structural molecule activity. Gene Ontology annotation, cellular component: cytoskeleton. NCBI's taxonomy places the organism in Eukaryota, Metazoa, Chordata, Actinopteri, Syngnathiformes, Syngnathidae. The record is from RefSeq and is a predicted model, not a curated record.